GAACAGGCUCCUGUGCUCUGUUUGUCUGUUAAUCCCUACUAUUCUCUCCUAGACUGUGAAAGAUUUGGAAAGUAAAGUCUGUUUGCAUCUAAUUCAAAGUUCAUUCGACCCCAAAACGCCUACUCAUGGUGGUGAGGGGUGGGUGGAGAGAUAUCUCUGCGCCUUCACCUUAAACGUCAGAAAUCUUUCAUUCACAUCUAGUUCCUGGGACAUAAAUCUGUUCGCUGUUACUGCAAACCACCGAAGGGACUGUCGCUCAAUUACACCACACGGUUUCGAACAUUUAAAGCGUCUCCCGAUCGACUUUGGAAGAAGGGCCGUUUUGGGAAAAGCCGGGAGUUGUUCAGAGUUCAAGUGAGCUCGACUCAAUCCAGGAGGACAGGGAGCUGGAGGCUGAGUUUGCAAAAAGGCGGACAAAAACAAAAAGCGGGUAGAUUUUGGCACGGUGCCUCAUGGGAAGUUAUACUUUUCAAGUGCUCUCGAUGUCAAAUGAGUUGAAUUCUUCCGGCCGCAGACACACACAAAUGGCAAUGCAAUUGCACUGAGCUGGAAAUGUGCAAACCUCUAUAGCGACUUGUGGCAGUGAGACACAGAGGGCCCCCCAGCCUGCUCAGCAGGUGAGACGCUGCUAAGAUGUACCUCUGCGCUUUUGAGAAGCUUUUAAAGCACGUUUUUCUCCAACCAUGGACUGUGACUUGUGAGAUAGCCAGUGUUGAAGGGAGACGAGACCUCCCCAUCAUGGUUUAACUGAGAGGUUGUUUCUCUUCAGUUUGUUUUUGAAAUCUCUCUCGCGUUUUCUCGUUCCUUUCAUCGAGGGGCGGGACGGGGAGAGGGGAGAAAUGUCUUUCUUAAGCUUCAUGAAACUUUUUAAACUGGGUCUGGACAAGAAGAAGGUGAAACAGUACCAACACGUGAGGAGAGAUGUGGAUCCUGAAAGUGUCUGGAAAGUCAUUGGAGAGCUGGGAGACGGGGCCUUUGGCAAAGUUCUCAAGGCGCAGAACAGGGAGACCAGGGCCAUUGCAGCUGCCAAGGUGAUUGGCUCACUGGAUGAGGAGGAGCUCGAAGAUUACAUGGUGGAAAUUGAGAUUCUGGCCUCGUGUGAUCACCCCAACAUUGUUAAACUCCUCGAUGCCUUCUACUAUGGGAACAGCCUUUGGAUUCUCAUCGAGUUUUGUCCUGGCGGGGCUGUGGAUGCCAUAAUGUUGGAGCUGGAGAGAGGGUUGACAGAGCCACAGAUUCGUGUGAUUUGCAGACAGACCCUUGAAGCCCUUCACUACCUGCACAGUAACAAGGUGAUACAUCGGGACCUGAAGGCUGGAAAUAUCCUUCUGACGUUGGACGGAGACAUCAAGCUAGCUGACUUUGGAGUAUCGGCAAAGAAUGCACAUACCAUGCAACGGAGAGCGUCAUUCAUCGGGACACCUUACUGGAUGGCCCCUGAGGUUGUCCAGUGUGAGACUUCAAAGGAUGCACCUUACGACCAUAAGGCCGAUGUCUGGUCUCUGGGAAUCACGCUGAUUGAGUUGGCGGAGAUGGAGCCACCACACCAUGAGCUGAACCCCAUGCGGGUCCUCCUGAAGAUCACCAAGGCGCCCCCUCCGACUCUGUCCCAACCUUCUCGAUGGUCACCAGAUUUUAAGGAUUUCUUACGAAAAGCUUUGGAAAGAAAUGUCGACGUGCGAUGGUGUGUAAAGCAGCUUCUCCAGCACCCUUUUGUAGCCGCGGUGGCCAGCAACAAGCCAAUCCGAGAGCUGAUAGCCGAAGCCAAGGCCGAGGUGAUGGAGGAGAUCGAGGAAGGCAAGGAUGACAAUGAUGAUCAUACGGAGGCUCUGGCAAACCAGCUGGGUUCUGAUAGUGCAAUCAACAUAGAGGACCAGUCUCCAAUGGACCUCACCAAGACACCUCUGGAGGAAGAGACAAGAAGCAAGGAGCCUGUGGCUCAGGGCCGGACUGGCAGCCCCACCUUGGGCAGCACAGACGAGUCAGCAGAACCUUCGGCCGCUAACACUGAGUCGGGGACGGUCACGGAAAGCGAGGAACUCACAGUGCUGGAUGGCAGCCUCGGUGAGGCUGAGGAGGAAAUGGCUGGGGAGCUCCAGUCGGAGACCUCAGCCGUAAGAUCCGAUCUCACGGACGGUGCUCGAAGAGCCGAUGAGCUUCUGGCGAGCCCACCAGGAGAAACCGGGCCGGACGGAAAGGAUCGCAGUGCUCACCUGAGUGAGGCGGAGCUGAAGGCCGCCAACCCCAGCAAUGCUAGUGAGGGAUCUGAGCCUGUGGCAAACAAAGAACGGGGAGCAGACUUGGAAGCCCCUGGGCUCACACCAGCUGAAGACUCCACCGAUGAAGUGAUCGAACCGGGACUGAACGAUGAAGAGCUGAGGACGAGCAAUGAAAACGCAAGUACAGGACCUACCAGCCCAACACCUUCAGGAGGAGAGGCGACAGCAGAGGUGGAGAUGCCAACAGCAUUAUUUGGGAAGACAGAAAGUGAGGAGGACGGUAUGGACGGCCCAUUGAUAGAAGCCACAGAAUCGGCGGAGGAUCCUCCAGUAGCAGAUAUCCACCCUGGGAGGAGCCCAACAGGUCUGGAGCCUGUUGGAGCACUUGAAGAUAUUAGUGAAGCGCCAACACCAGGAGAGACCCCCUUGUGCCCCUUUGAACCCGGGAAGGCUGAAACCAGAGCAAUGGAUCAGGGCACUUCCUAUGUGGAAGGUGAAACCUUCUCUGUUGCAGAAGGAGCAGAGACUUUCCAAGGUUGCCAAGUCAGUGGGCAGGAUCUGAAGGAAGAAACAUCAAUCACUUGCACACAGUCCCCUAAUGAGAAGGGUCCACACCAACAGGAUGCUGCACUGCUGUCCGACAAGGUUGCAAGGAUUGAUGGGGAAAAUGCUGAGUUGUUGCCAUGUGUGUGCAUGGAGCCUGCAGCUGGUGUGCUGGAAGACACGAUAGCGGAAGAAUUUGUUUUCGAGGAAGCAAGUGACAGCCUGCCCGAUUCCAUCCUGAUGGUGGAAAUGACCGGGGCGCCGUCCUCAGGUCUCAUGCCGAGUAGUGGCAGCGGAGAGUCGACUGAAUCGCUUCAGUUCGAAGAGGCAGGGAGUCACUUGGUGGAGAUUGCAGACGUGGGAGAGGCUUCAACGGAGAAGAUGGCGGUGGCGGAGAGAAGUGAAGGGAGCAUCACGGCUGAAGGACCCAAGCCAGUCAAGUGUGAAGAACAGAUGGAGCCUCAAACUGAAGACCAGCCACGAGCUGACGAUGAGGAUAUCACAGAGGGGGGAUGUGACGGUCUAACUGAAGCUGAGGAAGCUUCGUGCAGCCGGAGCGAUGAUGUCGCCAUUGCAACCUGCGUUGUCAAUGAACUCAUCAACCGGGUGGUGGCUGAUGAACGGGGAUGGGAGGCACACAGCACGGAAGAGAAGGGAGUCACGUCCGGCCUCCUGAAAGACACAGGCUCCUUCAGCAGCACAGACUUUGUUGAAGAGGCGGACAGUUCGGGCGAGGGGACCAAAGCUUCAGCUGAGGGAGGACUGGGAGAUGAAUGUGUGGACUGUGAGGAGGAAUCCGCUGAUAACCAGGGAGAACAGCAGGAGAACCAGCCAAGAGACGAGGCUGAGAUCGGCAACGUCUCGCCUGGCGAAGAUACUCCAGACCGCCAAGUCCCACCGACACAGAUUCUCGGUCCAGCCAUUGCCAAGGAAACAGGAAGGUUCGAAGCGAACGGCCUGACUGCCCUGAAACGAGAAGCACACUGUCCGCCUGCUGGUAUUCAUACUCUGGCUGACCAAUCGCAAGAAGUGGAGUUCCGGGAGAGGAGACGUUCCUAUCCAUUUGCUGCUGAAGAAUUCGAAUCAAAUGAAUUCCCCCCUUGCUCUGGUGCAGUGUUUUCCAAACAGAUGCAGUGUGACCUGUUCGAGGACCAAGAUCGGCCCACCCUACGGAAGACGUUGAAGAAAACCCGGACAUUCAUGGUAGACGGCGUGGAGGUCAGCGUCACAACCUCGAAGGUGGUCAGCGAGGAUGACAAGAAGGACCGAGACAUGCGGUCAGCCAGGCGACAGGAGCUACGGGAACUCCGACUCUUGCAGAAAGAGGAGCAGCGUCUGCAAAGCCAACUCGACCAGAAGCUGCAGCAACAACGCGAGCACAUGAUCCGCCAAAUUGAGCAGGAAAUGAUGGUGAGCCGGACAGCGGGAUUUCAAAACUCAAAAACCCUAACUUCAAAACAAAUGACAUUAAGAUCUAUUUGUACAUAUAUCUCAAAGUCUGCAUCACUAGGGUUACUUUUGCGUCAUUCCCAGGAACAAGAAUUCAUCCAGAAGCAACAACAGGAGCUGAAUGAGAGACUUCAAAUGAUUGUUCAGGAACGGAAGACCAAAAUAUCCUCCACAGACUUUGAGCGGCUGAUGAGGGGACAGCAGCUCAAGAGAGAGCGUGAGGCAGUGGUCUGGGAUGUGGAGCAGCGCCACCUCCAGGAAAAAUACUAUCUAUUCAAGCAGCAGGUCAAGGAGCAGUGCUCACUGCAGAGGCAGCUGUUGUUAAAGCGACACGACAAGGAGACAGAGAGAAUGGCCCACGACCACGGCAACCUCCUCGAGGACCUGAGGAACCAGCAGGCACAGGAGAGGGCCCGACUGCCAAAGAUGCAGCGCCAGGAUGCCAAGGCCAGGCUGAACCUCUUCAAGCAGAGCCUGAAGAUCAAGGCUGUUGGCGCGGUGGAGCAGAGGGAACUCGUCAAACAGUUUCUACUUCAGGAAGAGGUUCGUCAGAAAGAGGAGAGGCAACAGCAGCAGCAAAAACACGAGGUUCACCUCCAGGAGCUGCAGAGGCAGUGUGACAGCAACAUGGCGGAGUUACAGCACCUUCAGAGUGAGAAACUGAGCCUCUUGGUCAGUCGGGAGCGAGAGAAGUUGAAGACUCUCGAUGAGGAACACACGAUGGAACUGAAGGAAUGGAGGGAGAGGCUUGUAUCUCGCAAAGAGAUCCUCGAGGAAGAGCUUACACGUAAACGCCAGCAGCAGGAGGUCACUUCCCGGCGGAGCAGCGAGCCAGACACCACCAAAUCCUCGCUGCACAGGAUCUCCCGGUUCUUCCCCCUCCCCAGCUUCCCGUCAUAGGCAGCCUCUGGACACUAACUCGCACGCUGCCGCUGGAGGAUAAAUGGAGGCCUUCGGUGUCCGGGUAACGAACCCCAACAAUGGGUGGAAGGCUGGUGUUGUGGUAAUGGGAUGGUAAUCCAGACGCCAUGGUUCAUGCCUGGGGAACAGGGGGUUCGAAUCCCAGCAGAGCGUCAAGUGGCCCUUCCAAUCAAUAAAUGUGAAAUUGAAAGCGAGUCUGACCUUCCCUCCAUCGUAAGGUCGGAAGUGGGAAUGUUCAGCACCAUUCACCAUUCCUCAGACACUGAAGCAGUCCAAGUUUAAAUACAAGAUAAAAUCCAGCCUUGGCCUGACAAGUGGCAAGUAACAUUCGCACCACACAAGUGCCAGGCAAUGAACACAAGUGCCAGGUAAGAGAGAAUCUAACCACCGCCCCUUGACAUUCAAUGGUGUUAACAUCACUGAAUCACCCCCCCCAUUAUCAAAUUCUGGGGGUUAUCAGUGAUCAGAAACUCAACUGGACCAGCCCCACAUAAACACAGUGGCUACAAGAGCAGGUGAGAUGCUCAGAAUUCUGGAGCAUGUAACUCCCUAAAGCCUGUCCACCAUUGACUAGACACAAGUCUGGAGCGUGUGAUGGAAUAUUCCACGCUUGGCCUGGAUGGGGGCCGUUCCAACAACACUCAAGAAGCUCGACACCAUCCAAGACAAAGCAGCCCCCGCUUGAUUGGCAUCACACCCAUAAAC
Chiloscyllium plagiosum (whitespotted bambooshark) is the source of this 5837-nucleotide messenger RNA. The record is from RefSeq and is a predicted model, not a curated record. Lineage: Eukaryota; Metazoa; Chordata; Chondrichthyes; Orectolobiformes; Hemiscylliidae.